Biomphalaria glabrata is the source of this 1490-nucleotide messenger RNA. RefSeq lists its product as uncharacterized. The transcript is spliced from 2 exons. The record is from RefSeq and is a predicted model, not a curated record. The coding region runs from base 230 to 1411 and encodes 393 amino acids. Lineage: Eukaryota; Metazoa; Mollusca; Gastropoda; Planorbidae.
GCGUGGAAUGCUAGAGAAUAAAGUGGAAUUUACUUGUACGGUGUUAGUACUCUGCACCAGCUCUCAGUGUAUGCAAAUGCGUUGACCUAGAUUUAAAUAGUUUGAGCGUAAAAGUAGUGGAUCUACUGGCCAGAGCCAGUUGGAGUCUGCUGCGAGGUGGUCAACAGCUGAUUGGUUUCCUUGGAUUAGGUUUUAGUUAUCCUUGUCUUGGAGAGUCAGUUUUCUAAAGAUGGCGCCACCAACAUCACCUGUUGAAGAUUCAGUUGACCGAUACAAUCACACCUGGUUGGUCAGCUUCUUACUGGCUCUUGCGGCCUUCACCUUGUUAAUUCCUUACAUUUUUGAUAUGCCAGACAGGAGCGUACCCGCGAGUGACGAUUUCAAACUCACUGUCAAAUGUUGGUGCCCUGCAGAGUUCACCAAUAACAUGGUUGAGUUCACCAAUGCAGAAUGUGGGGCCGCAUUUCAGAAAGCGCAGGCAGGAAGCCAGGCAGGAACAGACAGUAACGGCGCUUCCUUGUAUCGUAUACCAAAUCAAUUAAUCGGUGACCAAAAUGAAAUCUAUACACCGGAAAUCUCGGCCGAGUCUAAUAGUACAGAAGUGUUUAUGCAGCAGUCAGUAAGAGGGGCCCUUGACAUGCUUGUUGGGUACACGCCUUUGUUUUUGUUUGUGUGCGCUGCUAUUCUUAAAUGCGUCCAUGUGUUGUAUCUGCUGUACUUGAGCUGGUACGGCGUGAACGCGAGUAAUCUCAUCCUGUCCUGGAAGAGCGUAAGUCUAAUUUCUGAACAAAAUGAGCUCGCGAGGAAAGACUUUGUCCAGGAGCUAGCCUCGAGGUUCCAGUCUGCCCGACAACUGGCCAAGGGGUACAUUGUCUAUAAGUUUCUGAUCUUCACUGUCUGCUUUGUCAUCGCGAUGCUUAUCUAUAUAUUCCCCGUACCAGAAUCCCCUGAAGCAGUCGCGCAAUCCGUAAAUGGGCAAUCUUCUGGCUUUAAAAGCUUGAUGCUUAUUUGUAGUUUGACUGUUCGCGCCCUCCAGAGAAACAGUGUCUACAUGACGCAGUGCACGUUCAUACAGUCUCCGAGCGCUUUUGAUGACCAGUCGACGCAGUUCAGAGAAGAGCAACUACUCAGCCUCUACAGGUCAUUCUUCUCCGCCCUUCUCUUCGCGUUCGUUCUUAUUACCACCGUCAACGCGGUCAACCUGUUCCUGUGGAUCGUUAAGCUGUACCGCGGGCAACCUGCAGGACGCUCAAAUAAAAGACUGUCUCCGGAUUCCAGACUUUUGGUUUGCCUUACAGAAGAGCAUCUGGACUUCACAGCCUCCAACAAACUGGAAAAACUCCUGGUUCAAGACCAGAAAGACUCUGCUCCCGACGUAGAACUAACCAAGACAUCAGCAGACGUAGUUUAGUGGCUUGAGUAGUGGUUAAUUCGAAUACAAGCAAAGAAGUCUCAUUGUAUACCAAUUAAAAUUUUACUGACAUGCUUGU